Molecule: messenger RNA, 2820 nt
Organism: Eremothecium gossypii ATCC 10895
Lineage: Eukaryota; Fungi; Ascomycota; Saccharomycetes; Saccharomycetales; Saccharomycetaceae
Product: LisH domain-containing protein
Exons: 1
Coding region: 1-2820 (939 amino acids)
Cellular component (GO): nucleus
Molecular function (GO): protein binding
Source: RefSeq, marked provisional
AUGGUGGAGAACAAACAGCUACUGAAUUCGUACAUAUACGAUUUCCUAAUAAAAUCAUCGCUCGAAGAAACGGCCGAGCUGUUCAAGCAGGAGGCGGGCGUGCCGGAUGGGCAGCCGGACAUGGACGCGCCGCACGGGUUUCUGUACGAGUGGUGGCAGAUCUUCUGGGACAUCUUCAACGCUCGGACCCACCGGGGGGGCUCGGACCUGGCGCAGCAAUACUUCCAGAUGCAGCUGUACAAACAGCGGCAGGAGCAUGCGUACCGGGGGAUUGCGAUGCACGCGGCACGCGUGCAGCGGAAGGCGGAGCAGCGCGGAGAGUAUGCGCAGGAGAUGUUCGACCCGGUGCUGUUUUCGAUGAUGGCGAUGAACUCACAAAGCGCGGGCCUGCGGGGCGGCAGCCAGCAGGCGGCGCACGCGGUGCGCAGCGCUCCAUACGCCGCGCCUGGGCCGCACACGCCGCAGCAGGGCAUGACGGCGCACUACGCGGGGGGGAUGGCCAGCGCAGUCGGGCAGCCUUCUGGUAAGGUGCCCCCGGUGGUGGCCGGCCCGGCGUCGUACUACGACCACACAACGCUCUCUCCGCACCAGAUGAUGGGGGGGCUUGCACAAGUCCCAGGCGGUAUGAUUUCGCGACCGGAGCAGCUGGACGGGCAGCGCCAGGGAGAUCCGCAGCCAACUCCAACGAUGACCGUGUCGCCUAGUGGCACUAUGGGCCAGGGUCAGGGUCAGCAUCACGGGCCGAUAUUCCAGAAUCAGCCGGCUCUGUAUCCCUACAACGUUGCAGGCACCAUGUAUCCAAUGCAGCAGCAAUCGCCAAUGGCGCAGCCUUUUGUGCAUUCCCAGGUGAUGCCAAUGUCGAUGUCUUCUGGUGCGGCGACGCCAGUUGGCCGACCCGCCUCGGCCACCUCCGCCAACCCUCCCACACAGCGUAGACGCAAGAGGUCGCAGCAGCAGGCUCAGCAGCAGGCUCAGCAGCAGGCUCAGCAGCAGGCUCAGCAGCAGGCUCAGCAGCAGGCUCAGCAGCAGGCUCAGCAGCAGGCUCAGCAGCAGGCUCAGCAGCAGGCUCAGCAGCAGGCCCAGCAGCAGGCCCAGCAGCAGGCCCAGCAGCAAGCUCAACAGCAGGCUCAACAGCAGGCUCAGCAGCAGGCUCAGCAGCACGCCCAACAGCACGCCCAGCAGCACGCUCAACAGCAGGCUCAACAGCAGGCCCAGCAGCAGGCCCAGCAUCAAGCCCAGCAGCAGGCCCAGCGGCAAGCCCAGCAUCAAGUCCAGCAUCAAGUCCAACAGCAUGCCCAGCAUGCCCAGCAUCAAGCUCAACAGCAUGCCCAGCAUCCAAUGCAACCGCACGUCCAGCAGCAACACUCGCAUUUCCCCCAGCAACAACACCACCGCCACUCACAACAGCUACCAAUGUCGCACCUUCAACAUUCUCAGUCACAGUUACAGCAGCGAUCACAAAUACACCAUGCACCUCCUCAUCAACAGGUAUCGUAUCCACCGCAACCUUUAAAGCAGCAGCGACAUGCGUCCCUUCCACAGCUUCCCGAGGCUCAGAACCUGUAUGCACAGCACCAUCCUAUACAGCAGGAUUCACAAGCGCAGGAUAGACCGGACUCACGACAUUCUAGUAUGGACAAAGACUUUACCAACGCUGACGGCUUGCAUAACUACCGCAGGCAGCUAAUAUUACUAGAGAGGGAAAACAAAAAGGCAAUUUCUGCUCCUCCGCGGGACGUCCAGUCUGCCUCGAGCACGCCGCUCACCAGCCCACAGGUGCUCCAUCGCUUCAACCACAGCAUGUUACCACCGUCUUCCGUGAUAUCCCCACAGACCAGCGGUAGUCCCAACCCCGUAGCCAUGCAAAUGUCUGCGAUGACGGGAAGUAUCGGUAUUGUGGGCGCACCAACAGCAGCUACCCAGAGCUCCGCGGGAGCAACUGCUGUAAAGAAAAGAAAGUACACUAGGCGAAAGGUUGAUAGCACGAAAAGGUCCCUAUCGGAGCCUAAUUCUCCUGCAACACCGAUAACUCCCUUCACAAGCAGUACACUGACAUUAGCAAGCACCUUAACCACCGUCACCGAGCAUCCGCAGCACGAAUUAAGCUCUGCGUUGCUUGAGGAGGAUGAGCGCAAGAAAAAGAGGCCUAGAAAGUCACUGUCAGUUCAUCCCACUCCGCCGUUUUCCACCGAUAGCCUGAUGGAAACUGUCCCUUCGGGUAAUGCUAACAUAAAGAAGAACUCUCAUGCAUCUUCCGUAACGGCUGCAGUUUCCGGUGCAGUUUCCGGUGCAGUUUCUAUGAACAAACUAAGGAUGAACGGAAAGAAAGCUAUGGGUGUACCCUCCAACAAAAAGGCACCAGCUCCAUCUGGCACUGUGCAGUAUGCGGCCCCCCCGGGCGUCAUCACUGCCGCAGCACCCUUUGCUGCUGUUCCCACGGCCGAGGAUCUGCUCAGCGGCAGCAGUGCAAGCACUGAAUCCGUUGCACACAUGCUGCCAUUGGGGCCUAACAGCAGCGGACUCAGUCCCAGCCAUGGUACCGGCCUGGACACUCUCCACGACGACCCUACCCUAAGCGGCGAUGUGCCCUUCCAGUUCGAUCAGGAGGAUGCCGACCUGCUCGCAUCCGUUAAAAAACCCAUCGAUGUUGACGUCAUCAACUCGGCCAUCAGCACCGACACCGCCAACCCUGGGUCCGCCGCGGGCUCGCUUGCGGCCAGCGUCACAAACCCGAAGGACCAAGACACUUUCAAUCUCGACUUUUCCGAUCCAAAUUCCAAUUAUAAUGACUUCAACUUCUUCCAGUUCAGCUGGCGCUGA